Trematosphaeria pertusa is the source of this 1145-nucleotide messenger RNA. RefSeq lists its product as uncharacterized. The record is from RefSeq and is a predicted model, not a curated record. The transcript has a single exon. The coding region runs from base 312 to 1136 and encodes 274 amino acids. NCBI's taxonomy places the organism in Eukaryota, Fungi, Ascomycota, Dothideomycetes, Pleosporales, Trematosphaeriaceae.
ACUCGAACACCAUUCACAAUCCUCAGGGCACCAUGUCAUAACGAAGUGCAACGCUCGGCGUGGUUCACAUGAUAUCUCCUUUCACUUCUUCGCUCCUGCCGCAAAUUAGCUCCUUGCGUGCCCGUCACUCCACCGCUAGUCUAAUUUCCCGUUCCUCUACCUUUCACCACGCUCGCCUCGCGCACAAAUUUCUGUCCGCCAGCUAGCAUAUUUAACUUCGACACCCUCACACCGCUACAACCUCUGUCUACUCUGCGCCGUCGCUAACAAGACCAAAGAUAGCAGACAACUCUCCUCGUCCGCCACACACAAUGGCUAUCUCCGUCACCAUCCACGCUGGAGGUGCUCAAGACCUCAAGCUCAAGCGCGCCGAUACCCCAGUGUUCGGCGCCAUGCGCUCCAAGCUCAACCCCCGCGCGGCCUCAUUCAUCCCAGGCGCGCUGUCCCACCCGCCAAUGUCGCCCAUGACUCUGCGCGCCUACCUCCACCCUACCAAGAACAGCCUCGUCUACAAGAACAAGACUGGGCUCACCUCGCUAGACGCCACGGCUCCGCCGUUCAUCCCCAAGUACGCGCUCCCAAACUACAAUAUCGACCCGCGCGACCCCUUCUACAACCAGCUCCUCAAAGUCCAGCUGCAGCGCGGAACCCUGCAGGAUCCCAACUACGAUCCCAACCUCCCCGUCUAUGACGGCUUCGCCUCGCGCUCUGGUUCCGGCUACGGCCUCUCCUCGCGCUCUGGUUCCGGCUAUGGCUUCACCCCGCGCUCUGGUUCCGGCUACGGCCUCUCCUCGAGCUCUGGUCCCGGCUACGGCUUCACCUCGAGCUCUGACCCCGAAUACGGCUACGGCUUCGACUAUGACCAUGAGUACGACGACGACAUCGGCGCCUAUGGUGCUGCCAAUGGCGGUUACGGUCAUGGACACGGAUACGGUGGUGGUGGGAUGUGCGGCUGCUCGCCGACGAUGUAUGCGCCGGGCCUGGGACAGCCGGCAUGGUCGAUUGCGCCGCAGCAUUUCGAGGGCUACGAGACGGAGAUGCAUCACGAGGAUGGUAAGGACGGCAAGGCCAAGAAGAAGGGCAAGAACAACAAGAGCAAGAAGGCGAGGAAGCCGUGGAAGGAGGGCUGGGAUUAGCUAUGUACU